CUGCUAACAGGUGGUCCAUGUUGAUUGGUCGAACAACGGGACUAGAGAAGGUUCGGUCGGACAGCACGUGCGACCGGUUGCACAUUUCCGCGGAGGACGUGAACACGCGUGUAUCGUUCCGUCUUUUGCCUAUACGGAAGUCCACUUUACCGAUUGAAGGUCAGGCUAUCCGUAUCUGGCAGCAAAUUUGUCGCAAGUUUACACCGAGAGUUUGCUUUCACGAACGCGAAAUCUUCCCUAUUGGUGGUCCAAUACGUUCAUAGGUGCACGGGUGUUGGCUAUCGAUCCCGCUGUCCUGAUUUCCUGCAUGUUCAUUGGCGCCUCGGUUGCUAACAGUGCGUCGUAUGGUACAGUGCGGGCUCCGUUCGAUCAGUGCUGUGGCUUUACUGUUACGCUCAAGAUAUUUGUGUAAUUUUAUUCGUUUUAUCGGGGUGAUUUUUCCUCGUAUCAAGGACAAUUCACGCUUCUUCGUUUCUUCUUCGAAAGUGUCGGUAUCCUUGGAAGACAAUGGAGUCCUAGAAGAGAAAUCGUGUUCCCGUUCUUCCUAUACUCUUCAUCCUCGAUGGGCAGACUAUACGGCGAUCCAUUGACUGGCAAAGGAACGGAACCAGGAACGAUCGAGCAAGCUUAGGACCAUGGAAUUCUACGACGUGGGAAGCAGCGACCUUAGAGAAUUGUGGGAGUCUUAUCUCUCCGAACCGGCCCUGAGCCAGGACGUUCUAAUGGGGACCAAAGAAGAAGAAUGGGGCAAUCAUGGGUUGAUCGUGCGGGAUAAAUCCUCGCUGGGAGUGGUGUUGAGGGAUCGUUUGAUGACGGAUGCCGCCCUUGGAGGUCCACGACCGAUUAAGUCCGAGCACAAUUACAGCCUGUUGACGUCGAGCCCCCCUCCAAGCCCCGCGACACCCGGUGCCAACCCCCACACGCCUAAUUCCGGAUCGUCCGCCGACAGGGUUGGCGCUUCCCUCUCCGCAAACGGUUCCAACUCCAUCGAUUCUACUAACAUGGAUCACCAUAAAUCGUUGGACAUUCGAAGCAGGAUCGAUGACAUGGAGGAGGAAUGUUUCCCGGCGAUCUCGAUGAACACCGCGUCCGGACGCGACGACCUGUCCUCGUCGUCGUCCACGUCCUCUACCUCAACGAUUAUCCUAAAGAGAAGGAACAACAUAGUACCUGAAGACGUGGAGUGCAGUGAGAUCAAAGGAGAGCCGAUCAGCGCGCCUAGCAGCCCGUCGGAAUCGUGUCAAACGACGAUAGUCGAAGAAAAAAAUACGAUAACCAUGGUGUUUCCUCAGACUCUUCAUUUCUCCAAGAAUCACAUGUCGCAGACCAGCGACAGCGAGGAGGAUGACGAGGAAUAUUAUCAGGGUAUGGAGGGUCUGCCGCCGACGCCUCCGAGCAGCGCGAGUUCCGACAGCGAGGGCACCGCUUCCGCUUCCUGUUCGCCGGAACGCCGAGAUUCCCAGAGCUCCGCGCACGCACAGAAUCUCAGGGGCAUGCUCACGCCCAGGCUUUACAUCACCAACACCACGCACACCACCAGACAGCCCAUCCACACACCCUUGAUUUCCUGCCAACCGAAAGGAUCGACGGGAGUGUUAACAUUGACGGAAGAGGAAAAGCGGACAUUAAUCGCGGAAGGUUACCCUGUUCCAACGAAAUUGCCGUUAACGAAGCAGGAAGAAAAAUCAUUGAAGAAAGUUCGCAGGAAAAUUAAAAACAAGAUAUCGGCUCAGGAGUCUCGACGGAAGAAAAAGGAGUACAUGGACGGAUUAGAAAGACGUGUCACCAUGCUCACAAACGAGAAUUCCUCGUACAGGGACAGGUUGACAGCCCUCGAGGACAAGAAUCGCGAAUUACUGAAAGAACUUCAACGUCUUCAAGCCCUACUUCAGCUACAAAACUCGUAGACGCGAAAAUAAAUAUUAAAUUCUCUUCCCCCAAGUCGAAGACUUGAGUCAAGAAGACACGUAUUAAAUAUUAUCGCUCGUAGUGAUCCAAAGGAUUCUAUAAAGACUGGAGGCCGGAACCAGGGUCUCAGAACGUGUUCCUCAUCGUUGAAUUACGAGUGUUCUUUACCCUUAUAUAGUUUUACUUUGACCCUUGGACAAUUUUCAAAUUGUUAUUCGCUCGACUUCUUUCAUUGAAUCA
This is a messenger RNA of Apis dorsata (giant honeybee), 2148 nucleotides long. It is a transcript of the gene CrebA, whose product is annotated as cyclic AMP response element-binding protein A. Lineage: Eukaryota; Metazoa; Arthropoda; Insecta; Hymenoptera; Apidae. The record is from RefSeq and is a predicted model, not a curated record. Bases 636 to 1907 code for a protein of 423 amino acids. The transcript is spliced from 8 exons. Gene Ontology annotation, biological process: regulation of transcription by RNA polymerase II. Gene Ontology annotation, molecular function: DNA-binding transcription factor activity, RNA polymerase II-specific; cAMP response element binding.